Messenger RNA from Paracoccidioides lutzii Pb01, 1182 nucleotides. Its product is annotated as sulphydryl oxidase Sox. Gene Ontology annotation, molecular function: oxidoreductase activity. The coding region runs from base 1 to 1182 and encodes 393 amino acids. The record is from RefSeq and is a predicted model, not a curated record. The transcript is spliced from 3 exons.
AUGGCUACUGUCAUAACUUCCGGGUGGGCUGCAUUCCUUUUCUUUCUGACAUUUACUUUUGCGCAGAGUAUUCCCGCGGUUGAUUACGACGCCAUAAUCGUCGGAGGCGGUCCCGCGGGCCUUAGUGCGCUGAGCAGUUUAUCCAGAGUACGAAGAACAGCUUUGCUGGUCGAUUCGGGAAUUUACCGUAAUGGUCUAACAAGAUUUAUAAACGAUAUUAUUGGUGCAGAUGGCGUCGCUCCCUCUGCCUUCAGACACAAAGCGCGAAAACAAAUUGCAAGAUAUGCAACUGCAGAAAUGCGAAAUGGGACGGUAUUGCAUAUCACACAAGUGAACAAUGUCACCGGCCAACUACCAUACUUUAAUGUAAAUAUCAACUUCACAGACACAAUACCCCCUUCAAUUGUCAAUAGGAGGGCACGGAAGAUAGUCCUCGCCACGGGAAUUGAAGACAUUCUCCCCAAUACACCAGGUAUCGAUGAAGCCUGGAGUCGAGGCAUAUAUUGGUGUCCCUGGUGUGACGGCUUUGAGCACCGCGAUCAGCCCCUUGGGAUCAUAGGAAAUGCCACACGUUUUCGACACAGUAUAAUGGAAGUAGCCACCCUAAAUCACGACAUCAUGGCAUUCAUGAAUGGCACCGAACUUCCGGACGAUCAAAUCAAGCAUUUCGAAACCCAUUACCACAUCCAUUAUAAGUUCGACAUCAUCAAGAACAUAACUCGCGUUCAGGAUGGCGCAACACAUUUUAGUGCUCAGAAUCGAUCCCAAUUCGACAUCUUUACAGUCCAUUUCCACGGGGAUACUCAACCUGUCAACCGCUCUGCUUUCGUAACGAACUUUGAGUCAAAGCAGCGGUCAGACUUGCCGUACAAGCUAGGUCUGAAAAUGGCGGGUAUAAAUAUCGACAACGACAUCCAUGGGAUGCUAACCAGUACACCUGGAGUGUAUGCCGUGGGGGAUUGCAAUAAUGACCGCAGCACGAAUGUUCCUCAUGCAAUGUUCAGCGGGAAGCGAGCUGCUAUCACCAUACAUAUUUCCAUGGAAGAAGAAAAUUCGACAGCCAUGAGUCCUGAAAUCGGGAAACGUACCCAACCCUUAUCCAGUCGAGAGCUAGAGGCGUUAAUCGAAAGGAAAAUUGGAAAUGAGUUUGAGGCUUUGUGGCCCAUAAGACGGGAAUACUGA